AUGUUUUAUAAAAAAGACAAGGAUACACAAAAAGUAGCCGCAGCUCCAGGAGAUGGUUUACGUUCUAAUAUGGUGAUAAUGGGAUUAGGUUUGACAGCAAUGAUCGGAUGUUCUGGAUAUAUUUGGUACAUGCGGUCACAAUAUGAAGACAUGGGUUAUUACACAGCAGUUGAAUCUGAUGGCAAGGAAACAUUUAAAAAAAAAGAAUCAAAAUGGAGUUCAUAA
Molecule: messenger RNA, 225 nt
Organism: Cotesia congregata
Lineage: Eukaryota; Metazoa; Arthropoda; Insecta; Hymenoptera; Braconidae
Source: the annotation of a GenBank genome assembly